Messenger RNA from Dermacentor andersoni, 706 nucleotides. RefSeq lists its product as uncharacterized. Lineage: Eukaryota; Metazoa; Arthropoda; Arachnida; Ixodida; Ixodidae. The record is from RefSeq and is a predicted model, not a curated record. Gene Ontology annotation, molecular function: metalloendopeptidase activity. Gene Ontology annotation, biological process: proteolysis.
CUCAGUAAUCGAGUGAUAUGUCUUCGUGUGCUACAUGCGUACUUGCAUCCGACAUUGUUGUUGAACCCGGGAUAGCUUUGUUGCUAGCCUUCCAAACAGACGUAUCGGCAUUUUCCGAGCAUAUUUCAAUCAAUUUCCCUGAAAUUGAAUUCCAGACGUGCCCAUGGGUGUGUUCACCAAGCCAGUCUUCCGCAACAGCCAAAAGAACCGCAUAUUUACUGCAGCCGCCGGCUACCUGGUGAUGAGCGGGUUCAUGAAGGCCUUGACAAUGAGCGGUGCCAUGGUCUCUGACGGCAUAUUGAUGCCUGAGAACUGGGUCGGCUACUCGUGGUCGAGGAAGAUGGAGAGGUAUGCCACCUGCAUGAUGGCAGACCGAAAGAAAAACGAUACGAUGGAAUCACUCAUGGACCUACAUCUCCUCGCAUCUGUGGUGCCAGCAUACAGAUACUACAAGCGCAUGGUCCUCGAAAAGGCAUUCCCACGUCCUGAGUUCCGUAUAGACUGGGUCAGCGACCUCAGCUCCACGCAGCUCUUUUUCUACAACUGGGCCUUGUUGCACUGCGGCAGUGAUAUGGGCAAAGAAUUGAUUGACCUCACCGCCAAGAACAACCCUUACUUCCACACAUCAUUCAGGUGCGAAAAAGGAGCCGCGAUGUACAAAGCCAAACCAUGCAUCCUCUGGAACACCACCAGGAUAAACUACUGA